CGAGCCUUACUAACUGCUCAAUCACACGAGAGAGCCUACCUAAUAAGCUCCACCUGUCCUUUCACAUCGCCCUGUCCCUCCUUCUCCCCCUAAUAACUAACCCCUUCUUCUGCUCCGCAACUCUCUUGCCAAAAUAUUUGCUUCCCCCUAUCCCAAACUUCGAAUUGCAGCAAGUCUCCUCACCGAGUAGACCCUCCCCCAACUUUCAACUCCAUCAACACUCCCCUGAGCAAUCAUCCAUCAUGUCGAGCGGACCUACCAAUGCUCCCACUCCUCCCCAGAGCCGUGCCAUUAACGAAAUCAAACGGCUGCUCUCCCGAGCGAACCCCGACUUCACUACCGCGAAGACGCACCUUUCCAGAGCCAUUGGUGGAAACCACUCGACUUUGGAGCCUCUCCGCAAUGCUAUCCGUCGUCCCAACCUCUCCGACAGCCAGAAGCUCGAGUUCCUGCUUCUCGCCGUCCCAGAUGCCGACAAUGCCAUCAUGAGGCUCUACGGCGACGAAUGCUUCGAGCCCACCAGUGAGGUCUAUGGCCAUUUCUGGCGUCUGGUUGAGACCAGGGGCUACGUGAGGUUGCUGCUCGACAUUGUCGUCUCUGCCGCCGACUGCGGAGAGUACGAGACAGCCGUCGAGUAUGCAAGGCGGGUUCUUGAGAUGAACCACGGUGACAAUAAUGGUAUCCGUGACCGCGUCCCCGUUUUCCUCCUCCACCUCAACCGUCCGCUCGAAGCUCUCAACUUCUGUUUGAGCUGGCUCGACACCGCUCACGACGACUACGACAGCACACGCUACUGCCCCAAGGGCGGAUUCGCGCAGCUCGACCGCUACACCAAGGAAGACCUGAACCCCGACCUGUCCCUGAACAUCAAGGUCCAGAACCUCGGUCACACGUCAUUGAUUUUCACCUCCGCCCUUGCGUGCUUCAACCUCUUUGGCCCCUGCACGCUCUCCACCAGCUGGCUGCGCGAGGGUAACAAGGCCAACAACCACGUCGUUGACCUGUUGCUCGCGCCGGUCGACACCUGGCCCAGUGGUCCCAACCCUAGCCCCCGCGGACUUGGGUCCGAGCCCGAGGCCAUGGACUACGUUUUCUUCGCCCGGAAGCUCUGGGAGACCGAAGAGCCAAGGGAGUGGGUUCGUGCCACAGCCGACGAUGUCGCCAAGAGGGAGUGCUCGGCGAGAGAUUGCAGGAAGGUCGAGGCGCAGCGGGGAGAGUACAAGGUCUGUGCCGGCUGUAGAGCAAGUUGGUACUGCGGUACCGAAUGCCAGGCUAUCGACUGGAAGAUUGGCCACAAGAGACGGUGCAAGGAAGAGAGGAACAUCCGGGAAUUGACCGAGAAGAUGGGUAAGGGAAUGCAGUGGGGCAAAUAAACACCAACGCCCCCCGAAAAAGAAAAAGAAAAAAGUAAUAUUGAAAUGCAUAGAUCUGGGAAUAAGGGUGAAGUAGGGUUGGCUGCUGGGGAGUUUUUCAGUUCAAUUUUUUCAUGGAUCUGCAUGAGAAUCAUCGCAUCGGUUUCUGUUUUUUCUCGGCCUGUGCCUAGUCGGAUCUUGCGAUGGUUUCACCCCCUUCUUUGCGGUGUCUGGGGGAGCCUUCAAGUUCUUUCUUAUGCGUUUCUCGUUUGUUUUUUUCUGUCGUUGUGUCCUGCUUUUCUUUCUUUCUCUUGCCUUGAAGGUUUUCUUUCUUAAAUUGUAGUUUUAGGCACAUGUAGUGGAAUCGAAGCAAAAGACUGGUUUUAGCCACGAAGCUGUGCAGACCAGACCAGCACCCAUGGCGGUGCAGACUGGUAUGUACAUAUAAACGGACUGCGGUCAGGUGCUCAUAUGUACCUCACGGGCCGACUUACCGUGCGCACUGGGGG
Molecule: messenger RNA, 1861 nt
Organism: Tricharina praecox
Lineage: Eukaryota; Fungi; Ascomycota; Pezizomycetes; Pezizales; Pyronemataceae
Exons: 3
Coding region: 243-1373 (376 amino acids)
Source: RefSeq, a predicted model, not a curated record